AUGGCUGGCUAUGAGGCUUUGCUCCUCACCAGCAAAGAGAUGAAUAGACUAGCCAAGAUUUCGUGGGGAGAGAACCAAUUCCUCCUCUCUUGGCCGAGCGCUGGCCUACAAUACCCGCGACCGCCCACGUCUCUCGCAGAACAGAUUCGGAACUUAACCAUCGAGAUCUUCGUGGAUUGCCGACUAGGUUGGAAAAGGAUGAAUGAAGACAAAUUCCCGUACUCAUGGGAUGUCCUCCUCGACACCGAAAAGAGCUCCAGACUGCGUCGAGCAACACUGAAGAAGCUUAGAGGGAGCGAGAAUCCGGCCGUCGCCUGGCAGUCAGAGUUUCCCGCCCUGAAGGAGCUCACAGUCGAGAUUAUACUCGCUGGGGAUCUAGAUGGCUACCACAACGACAGAAACAAGAUCGGUAGGAUUCACGGCUGCAGGGACAAGGAAAAAAUCGAAGAGCACUUCGAAGGCUGUCGUACAUAUCUCAGCACCCGCAAGCUUACAGUCAAGGUCCGUGGUUUCAAAUGCGGAGACUAUUCAACCGAUGGAGACGCUGGUCCCAACACCAAAGCCUGUCCCAAUGGGUGCGCUGAGAGGGUCGCGACAUGCUUUGCGGAUCUCGUCGAAAUCAAGGAUUAA
Alternaria ethzedia is the source of this 630-nucleotide messenger RNA. RefSeq lists its product as uncharacterized. Lineage: Eukaryota; Fungi; Ascomycota; Dothideomycetes; Pleosporales; Pleosporaceae. The transcript has a single exon. The record is from RefSeq and is a predicted model, not a curated record. Bases 1 to 630 code for a protein of 209 amino acids.